Molecule: messenger RNA, 1547 nt
Organism: Amorphotheca resinae ATCC 22711
Lineage: Eukaryota; Fungi; Ascomycota; Leotiomycetes; Helotiales; Amorphothecaceae
Exons: 6
Coding region: 1-1488 (495 amino acids)
Biological process (GO): transmembrane transport
Molecular function (GO): transmembrane transporter activity
Source: RefSeq, a predicted model, not a curated record
AUGUCCAACGAAGGGCGUGAAUCAGCUCUCCCGGAGAAAUCCUCGUCCGAGUUGCCAUCGUCGAGCGCCGUACAGAUCGACUCAACUUCAAGUGAUAUUGUCAACUUCAGCAACUCUGAAGAUCCAUCCAACCCCAUCAACUGGCCGCUUUCCAAAAAGCUUGUCACAAGUGGGCUCUAUAGUCUGACAAGUCUGGGAUCUGUUUGGGCAAGUACUGCAUACUCAUCUGCCAACAGCAAGAUCGCAGAUGAAUUUCACGUAUCUUCCGAAGUAGCUUUAAUAGGAACAAGUCUAUUGCUCCUAGGCUGGGGAUUUGGUCCUCUACUAUGGGCACCCUUGUCAGAGAUUUAUGGACGGAAAUGGCCUGUCAUGGUCCCCUUUUUUGUAUCAAUGGCAAUGUCGUUUGGGACUGCAUCCGCAAAGGAUAUCCAAACAAUCCUGAUUACUCGUUUCUUCACAGGGUUUUUCGGAGCUGCACCAAUCACCUGCACAGGAGGAGUAUUUGUUGACAUCUGGGACGCAUCACAACGAGGUAAUGCUAUUGUCGGCUACACACUCGCUGUCUGCGGUGGUCCAGCCAUUGCCCCCGUCGUUGGGGGUGCUAUCAUUUACGCUGGCGCAAGUUGGAGAUGGACCGAAUACACUACGGGCAUUCUGCAAGCUUCGGUGCUGCUCCUUGACCUGAUAUUCAUCCAAGAAUCAUAUGUACCAACCUUGCUCGUCAAAAAGGCGCGCAAGCUUCGGCAGACCACUGGAAACUGGGCCCUCCAUGCAGAGUGGGAAGAGACCGACAUUUCUAUCAAAGAACUCGCCAUAAAGUUUGGCCUCCGGCCUCUUCAGAUGUUAAUGACACCAAUCUGUCUCUCUGUCACCAUCUACGCCUCCUUUAUUUACGGAGUAUUCUACGCCAGUCUUGCCUCCUUCCCUAUCAUUUUCCAAGGGUCCCGAGGUUGGAAUGACCUUAUCGGAUCACUUCCAUUUCUGGCUGUAUUGAUAGGCAUUAUACUGGGCGCGGUGCUCAGUGCUUUCAACCAAAAAUAUUACAACAAUGCAUACACAGCCAACGGUUAUAAACCUGUACCCGAAGCUCGACUGCCACCAAUGAUGAUAGCAUCGGUUGUGCUUGCUGGUGGUCUCUUCAUCAUCGGUUGGACUUCUUCUCAACAAAUUCCCUGGAUAGCUACCAUUAUAGGAGUCUGUAUGAUGGGUUUCGGAUACUAUACGAUUUUCACAAGCGCGUUGAAUUAUCUCAUUGAUACCUUUCAGAGAUGGGGCGCCAGUGCUGUUGCCGCUAAUACAUUCUUUCGAAGCGUACUAGCUGCCGUUUUCCCACUCAUUGUUCCACCUAUGUACCAUCGUCUUGGAGAUGGCUGGGCAUUUAGUGUAUUUGCUAUUUUUGCUGUACUAAAUAUCCCAAUUCCGUUCGUUUUUUGGUUUUAUGGCCAGCGAUUAAGAGCGAUCGACAAGUACAGUUCUAAUAUGGGGUAGUGUUCUAGUGACAAAGAGGAUGCUCACCUUUGAGAUCAUAGAUAUUAGAAUAAAGGGCG